Molecule: messenger RNA, 4794 nt
Organism: Pseudophryne corroboree (corroboree frog)
Lineage: Eukaryota; Metazoa; Chordata; Amphibia; Anura; Myobatrachidae
Gene: OPHN1
Product: oligophrenin 1
Exons: 26
Coding region: 390-2774 (794 amino acids)
Biological process (GO): signal transduction; negative regulation of proteasomal protein catabolic process; synaptic vesicle endocytosis
Cellular component (GO): actin cytoskeleton; terminal bouton; dendritic spine
Molecular function (GO): protein binding; GTPase activator activity
Source: RefSeq, a predicted model, not a curated record
AGAGCCCAGGUUGCUGUCACUUUAAGAGGAGAGAAAGGCUGGAGAGGAGGAGGCGCCUUUCCAGCCACGGCUGCUCGAGCUCAGGAGGAGGCACAGGGAGUAGGGAGAUCUUCCUGGCUGGUAGGAGCUGCUGCUGGGGACCUUGUCACAGUCUCACCUGCUGGACCUGCAUCUAGUAUUCCCGGCUGUGGAGACACAGACAUGAGAGCGAUAUAUGCUCCCCUUAUAUCCUGCAUCCCUGCGCUGGUUGCCUGACACAAAAGACCCGAGAGACCCCUGAGCCCAGCAUCGUCCUUCCUCCUGCGACUCUCCUCAUUCUGCACAGACCCUGGGAAGCAGCAGGUCUGCACAGCCUUUGUUCCCCAUCAGCUCUGUGCUUGUGAGACAUAAUGGCUCACCCUCCCCUGGAAUUCAGUGAUUGCUAUCUGGACAGCCCAGUCUUCAGAGAGAGUUUAAAGGGUUAUGAACAAGAGCUGGAGAAGACAAAUAAAUUCAUUAAGGAUGUGAUAAAAGAUGGAAAUGCUCUUAUUGGUGCCAUAAAGGGGUACUCCAGCGCCAUCCAAAAAUUUGCCCAAACUUUACAAAACUUCCAGUUUGACUUCAUUGGUGACACCCUGACUGAUGAUGAAAUAAAUAUCGCUGAGUCCUUUAAAGAGUUUUCCGACCUGUUGCAGGAAGUGGAGAUUGAGAGGAUGAUGAUGCUUCAAAACGCAGACGAUAUGCUGAUCAAACCCCUAGAGACCUUCCGCAAGGAUCAAAUUGGACUCACAAAGGAACGCAAGAAGAAGUUUGACAGGGAUAGUGAGAAGUUUUACUCCAUGCUGGACAAACAUCUGCAUCUGUCUUCCAAAAAGAAGGAGGCUCAACUCCAAGAGGCAGACAUGCAGGUGGACAAAGAGAAGCAGAACUUCUAUCAAUCUUCACUUGAAUAUGUCUACCAGAUCCAGGAGGUGCAGGAGAGCAAGAAGUUCAGCAUUGUGGAACCGGUUCUGGCCUUCUUGCAUUGUCUGUUUACUUCUAACAGCCUCACGUUUGAAUUGACUCAGGAUUUCCUCCCCUACAAACAGCAACUACAGCUCAGCCUUCAGAACACUCGUAACCACUUUUGUAGUACCCGUGAAGAGAUGGAGGAUCUGAAAAAGCGGAUGACUGAUGCCCCUAUGAUCUGCAAGCUGAGGGGGCAAAGCACUAUAGAGGGAUACCUGUACUCCCAAGAGAAAAGGAGGGAUAUUGUAUCACUUUGCACAGGGGCUCUUGGUCUUACAUGGGUAAAGUAUUAUUGCCGAUAUGAGAAGGAGGGAAAGAGUUUAAUCAUGAUUUCGUUAGAGCAGAAGCCGGGAUCUCGGCAGGUGAGCCAGGAACUGACCCUUAAAUCUUGUAUAAGAAGAAAGAGCGACUCUAUUGACAAGAGAUUUUGCUUUGAUGUAGAGACCAAUGAGAGGCAGAGCACCAUCACCUUUCAGGCUCUAUCAGAGACCAACCGACGCCUGUGGAUAGAAGCAAUGGAUGGGAAAGAGCCAGUAUAUCACAGUCCUAUAACUAAGCGUGAUGAAAUGGAACUAAAUGAAGUUGGAUUCCGGUUUGUUCGGAAAUGUAUCAAUGCUGUGGAGGCCACAGGAAUCACUUCGGAAGGAGUGUACAGAACUGUGGGAAGUAAUAUCCAGGUGCAGAAACUCCUCAAUGCUUUUUUUGAUCCCAAAUGCCCAGGAAAUGUGGACUUGCAGAACAGUGACUGUGACAUUAAAACCAUUACCAGCGCAUUAAAGUUCUACCUCAGGAACCUCUCUGAGCCCGUGAUGACCUAUAAUCUGCAUCGGGAACUGGUUUCUGCUGCAAAGUCGGAGAAUCUUGAUUACCGCUUGGGAGCCAUUCAUUGCCUGGUGUACAAACUGCCAGACAAACACCGGGAAAUGCUGGAGCUCAUUAUAAAUCACCUUUCCAGGGUAUGUGAAUACAGCAAAGAGAACCUCAUGUCUCCCUCUAAUAUGGGGGUGAUUUUUGGUCCAACUUUGAUGAGGGCCCAGGAAGAUACAGUAGCUGCCAUGAUGAACAUCAAAUUCCAAAAUAUUGUGGUGGAACUGCUUAUAGAACACUGUGAUAAGAUAUUCUCUGGCCCUCCAGAAGACAAUACAGCUCCUCCUGUCCCUCCACCCAGAAUAACCCCACGGACCCACAAACCCAUCACCAUCUCUAAACGUCAGGUCAGAGGGCGAAUCUGCCUCAAUCUUGGGCAGAGUGAAGAAGAUGAUAGUUUUGUACAGAAUGGAAACGGCCUAAUCACAAACACCGAUCACCCUCUUCCUGUACAACGGAAGAAACUGGUGCCCCGGAUGGAUAUACAGAGUCCCACAGAUCACUGUUCUGAGGUGGAUGUUUCUAAAAUGGUCUCCUUGAUGCAGGACAAAGGGGCUAAGACAAAUGCAAACCACCUAAAUGGGGAUCUCCCGUUAUACUCUGUGCCCACCAAAACCUCGCCUGUGUAUGUCAAGCGACCUAUAGUCCGUCCCAGAGAAGGUGACUAUGAUAACAUCAGUAAAGUCCGUUCACCAGGAGAAAGGCCGGUUAUUUCCCGCCCACCGGUGAGACCGCCUGACCCACCUUGCAGGGCAGCCAUAGCCUCUAAAACUGAGCCAAGGGCCGAUGUCAACGUUAGUGGAAAAGAGGACAUCCCAGCAUCUGUAGUUGCCUCUCGAACUAAAUUCUUUGAGAAGGCAUCCAGACCAAGGGGAAGUCCUCCGUCUCCUCCCCAAAGAAUUAUUUCAGAAGAAAGUUGAGUCUAUAAGAACAGAACAAUCAGUUUCCUUGGCUGGUCCCAGGAAGGAUCAUCAUCAUCUUCAUCAAUGUUUAUUUAUGAAAGGGCCAAAGGAUGUCAACCACUUUGCCAAAGUGUUUUAUUGUGACAGCUGGAAAUGGAGCAUGUUCAGUAAUGGGUGUACAAGAACGGGUUCUUUAUUGAACACUUCCUGUACUGAUGAGAUAUUAUGAGACGUUCUCCUUGCUGGACACCCAUUGGAAGUAAUGCCUGGAAAGUGAAAUACUGAUGGAACAAUUGUUCUUCUCACCUGCUUGUCUUCAGUAGGAGGCAUGGAGCCUGCAUCAACGUGACCAUUAUGGUUCUAUAGUUACAUGAUUGUUUACUUAUGUUUCAUAUGUAUCUACACGCAGGCCAAUCCUCCAGCCCACUCUUAAUCCAUGCUCUGAAUAUGGAAUCAGGUGUCACACUUGAAAUAAGCUGAAAGUAGUCUGCGGUGUAAUAUUGUUAGUGAUUCAAUGAGAUGAUUCAUAUUUAUUGUUCACCUGAAAAUAAGAUACUUUAAAAUGAAUGGAAAAAACUAUUUCAGAACAACUGAACAGAUUCUGUACUGCAUUUAUUUAUUUAUUGGUUAGAUUAGUUACUUCAGUUCAAACCCUUAACCAAUGUCUUUAUGUAGACAGUAUAAUAGUAUAAAGUCUUAUUUCACCUUUUUAGAAAAGGUACCUUUAAAUAUAAUUUUUUACUAUUGCAAACAUGUCUUAUAGCAUGGAAAGAUAAAGCAAACAAUGACAAAUGAAUGCAUAUGCUGAGUGCCUUGUUCACAAGAGCUUACGAUCUACAGAGUGUGUCAUUGUGAGAUUUCAGGCCCAGGUAUUACAUGAUAGCUCAUAGUGUGAAGGACCAGGCGUUCUGUUGCUUCUCCGAGGAUAGCCGGUACUUCCCUGCUUUAUCGUAUUACUACAGAUCUCUGGAAUGUAUGCUAAGUGGCAGUCUGUGUAGCCGGCUACUGCUUACUGAAUGAGAAGAAAGUAACAUUUCAUAUAUACAUGGGAGCAUAUGUAACUACUAGUUGUAGUGAUCAUCAUUUGUACAGAUGUCCCAUGGAUGCAGCUGUUGUAACUAGUUGUGGUCCCCAUGUAAAUCGCUAAGAUUAGUUGCAUAAUUGCCACAUUCCUUCAUUGCACUGGCUGCCUACUACAGGACCAAAUAACAUUCAUAUAACUUAUAUUAUAUAUACAGUAUAUAUAUUUGAUUACUUUUAUUAAGUAUCACUAGUCAAGCUAUUGACUCUUGUAAGAUAAUUAUCUGGGAGGAAAACGAGGCAUACAUUGAAAUAAUCCAUUUGUGUUCUGUUUUACCAUAAAUUGCAUUAUCACAAAUGAAAAAUAGGUUGGUAUUACUACAGGACGGUGGUCCAUGGUCCACUUUUGGUGUUUGAUUUAUUUGCAUUAUAUAUUAAGUGUAUUUGAUUACAAAUUGCGAGCUGCAUAAACUGUUGGCUGCUAGAACAUCAGUGAAUUUGUAGAUCUUUUUAAAUGAUAAGUUAAUCUUUCUGGACCGCCUUAAAAUAUUUGCUUUCUUACAUUCCAUUGAAAAUUUAUAAUAUGUUUCUUUUUCAUCCACUAGGGGUCACUGGAGUACUCUUAGGAUAUGGACGGUUCUAGCAGGACAGGCACUGAAUAUUUAAAUUUAGUAACUCUCCUCCCCUCCAUACUCCCAGAAUACCUCAGUGUUUUUUCGGUGCUCACAGGAGUGGCAAGCAUGAGGGCUUCCUCCACACAUACUUUGAUUUUUAUACUAUUUUUUUUUUUUUUUUAAACCUUCAGCACAUCCCUUCCCAGCUUAGCAAGAAGCUCGGUCCGGGAUAGUGCACGCUGCAAGAAGCAGCUACUGGCGUGUUGGUCCUCACACAAAGAGCACCCUCACAGCCACAAGCAACUCUGUCUCUGAGCUGCAGGAAAGGCUGGACGGAGCUUACAGAAGAAGCCCCGUCAUAGGGGAUAAUUCCAAAUUGAUCGCAGCAGGAUUUUUGGUAGCAA